Messenger RNA from Nasonia vitripennis (jewel wasp), 4806 nucleotides. It is a transcript of the gene Arr1, whose product is annotated as phosrestin-2. The transcript is spliced from 12 exons. The record is from RefSeq and is a predicted model, not a curated record. Gene Ontology annotation, molecular function: G protein-coupled receptor binding. Gene Ontology annotation, cellular component: COG complex; cytoplasm; membrane. Gene Ontology annotation, biological process: protein transport; Golgi organization; G protein-coupled receptor internalization. Lineage: Eukaryota; Metazoa; Arthropoda; Insecta; Hymenoptera; Pteromalidae. The coding region runs from base 289 to 2412 and encodes 707 amino acids.
GACGUAAAAACUAACCUUCGCUAUUUAUUUUUCAACUGUAAAUUCAUGCCAAACGCAACUCCUGCGCUCUGACGCCUUCAUCUCUCGAGCACAACCGGUGAAUUCAAAUGUCGACGAUGACAAUUUCACAAUCCGCAAAUUUUCCAGUUAUCAUAACGAUGAAACGCCCGGAACGCGGAACAAUUUGACGUGUCUUUCUGAAGAUGACAUAACCUCGAGAUUCGCCAGAAAUCCCGGAAUAUUUAUUGUGUAGUUUUUAAUUGUUUUGUAAUAUAAAUUUGUAUAAAAAUGACCGAAGAAAAUUUCGUGCCACCGAAGGCUCCGAAGGACCUUUGUUUCAAUGAACUGGACUUCGUAGAGAAAGUAUUUGAUACCGACACCUUUCUACAAGAACAGAGGAAAAAUGUCAGUCUUGAAAAGAUGCGAGAUGAUCUUGGAGUUUACUUGAAGAUUCUGAGAUCUGCUAUGAUUGACCUUAUAAAUAAAGAUUAUGCAGAUUUCGUCAAUCUUUCUAGUAAUUUAAUUGGAUUAGACAAAGCAAUAAACAAUUUAGAAACUCCUCUUGGUCAGCUCAAAGAAGAAGUCAUGCAAGUCAGACAAUCUUUGGAUGACACGAUAACAGAGAUGACCAAUAAUUUGGAUAAGCAUAAAAAUAUCAGAGAAAAAAAGCAGAGUAUACAUAGUUUAAUUAGGUUCCACAAAUCAAUAACCAAACUAUGCAAUAUCCUUUGUUCCUGUGAUACGUUGAAGGUUCCUCUAAAACCGGAUAUCUUAGAGCGAGCUGCAACAGAAUUUAAUCAAUUGAAAUUUCACUUGAGCCGCUGUAAAUCUGACCUGUCAACAGAGCAAACAAAUAAAAUGAGCGAAAUGGAUGACCGCCUGAAAGCCAGUUUAAGUGCACUUCUAGUUGCCUACAUAACCCAAAAAGAAUCUGCGUCUUUAAUUCGAUGUUUAAGAAUAUAUGUAAGUCUCGACAAGGUAACGGAUGCAGAGGACGUAGUCAGAAAAAAGAUCGUAGUGCCUGCUGUUGAACAUAUUAUCAGUGAAUACAGUCUUCAAAAUGAUUCACAAGGAUUGAAAGGAACUUACCAAAAAUUAGAGAAUGUCUUAGAUAGUACUUUAAAAGAACUAUUAGACUUGACAUUAAAUCCAGACAGAAUAUCUGUAAAAGGCUUUAACUUUAUAGUCAAUAGCUAUUGGCCAGAAGUAGAACAGAGAAUAGAAGACUAUUUGCCAAUAAUAUUUGCACCUGGAAAUCCAGAAUCAUUCCAUACAAGAUAUGUACAAACCCUAGAUUACCUUCUGUGCUUGGAAAAGAGAUGCUGCACAGCUGAGAAUGUCGAUCGCUUGAAAAGCCAUCCACAGUAUAACAGGUUUCUAAAUAAAUGGAAUCUACCAGUCUAUUACCAAAUAAGAUUUCAAGAAAUUGCGGGCACUGCUGAAAGCAUACUAGCCGGUAAUGUAUCUUCAGUUUCAAUACGUAAGAACAAGAGUUCCAUGCGUCCAGACAGUUUUACCCUGCAUGCCACGUGUAUUGUCUGGGACUGUCUCCAGAGGAUAUGGGCAGACGAUGUUUACCUUCCUCAGCUUCUUCAUAGAUUUUGGAAAUUGUGCCUUCAACUGUGCUCGAGAUACCAGGGAUGGUGUCGGACGUCUUUGAAACAGGCCUGGCCUGUCGUAACGGUCAAUGAAACCAGUCAUAGCUCGGAAUUGGAAAAUCCUCAAAGACUCGAAUUUCUUGUUGGACUUUACACCGACAUAGAAAAGUUAUCCGCAAAAAUGUCCAAUUUUAUAGCGAUAAUAGGAGAUAGAGUGUCUAAUUUGAAUCCCAAUGUGAUCGAUUUAUUGAAUGACUGUACGAAGGAGACAACGAAAAACUUCGACGACAUUCUACCUUUGAUCACCCAGGAGAUCGUGAAUGAGCUGCUGAAACACAGCGCGACGCAUUUGCGGCAAAUAAGCGACAUUCCCAGGCUGUUUAGGCGAACGAACAGAGAAGUCCCAACGAAGCCCUGCGCCUACGUUAAGAGAGCUUUGGACUUCCUCACCGCCUUUCACGCGAAUUAUAAAAACAUCAUUCCACAAACCGUUCGCCGCUGGCUCGUGCAGGCGCUCACGUCCUUGACUCAGCAGUACACGUCCUCCGUAAAAGAUGUGCUGACGUCCGUGCAAAAGACCGAGGAGAGCUUGAGGAGGUUAAAGAAGAUCAGAGAUAAGUCCGCCGGAGUAUCGAGUUCCGAAAAUCAAGGAACGAGCGACGACGAGAAGAUUCGCAUCCAGCUGCUUAUCGACGUUUUGGGCUAUAUUCAAAUGGUGAAAGACUUAGACGUGAAGGAGGAAGACAUUAAACAGCUGAAAGAUUUACUGGAAGUGGUACAGUCCGCCACGAAGAGCAAAUCGGAGCCAAAAUAAAAUGUCAACUGCGUCAUCGGUGAAAUGAAACAGGCUCUUUCAAACGGCCAAUUAAUCCGCAGGUCUCGCAGUGCAAAGAGGUUCAAAGUCUCUCGAGCAAGGGAAAGGUCACGUGUGCAAACGAGAGCACCACGAAACCCUAAAUCACGAGCCUCUCUCGCAUCGUGCAUCGUGACGGAAAUACACAAAAGCGAACAUCCGGCGCUCAUCCGCCGAAACAGGAUUAGGAAGCCUCUAGCAAGGCCUACGUCACCGAGGCCGUGUAUAAAUCGACCAGAGCGACUCGCGCGCAACGCAGUAGUCCGCGCGCACCUGUCCAGCACACUGCGACUCAAGACUCUCUCAGGAUGGUGGUGAACUUCAAAGUAUUCAAGAAGUGCUCGCCCAAUGGCAAGAUCGCCGUGUACCUGGGCAAGCGCGACUUCAUCGACUACCUCUCCGGCGUCGAGCCCGUCGAUGGGGUGGUUCUACUGGAUCCUGGAUACAUCGACACUCAGCGCAAGAUCUGGGUGCAGCUAAUCUGCAGCUUUCGCUACGGACGAGAGGAGGACGAGGUGAUGGGUCUGAACUUCCAGAAGGAGCUGUACCUCGCCUCAGAGCAGCUCUACCCGCGCGUCAAGAAGAUGGAGCAAAAUCUUACGAAGCUGCAGGAGAGACUGCUCCGCAAGCUCGGGCCCAACGCUGUACCCUUCACCUUUGAGUUCCCUCAGAGCGCGCCGUCCAGCGUCACUCUGCAGCCCGGAGCCGACGAGACCGGUGAGCCUUGCGGCGUCACCUACACCGUGAAGGUCUACGCUGGCGAGACCGAGACCGACAUCACUCACAAGCGCAGUACCGUAUCCAUGGGCAUCCGCAAGAUUCAGUACGCGCCGACCAAGCAGGGCAGACAGCCCUGCACCGUCGUGCGUAAGGACUUCCUGCUGAGCCCCGGAGAGCUGGAGCUCGAGGUCACCCUAGACAAGCAGCUGUACCACCACGGAGAGAGAAUCGCGGUGAGCGUCUGCGUGAAGAACAACAGCAACAAGGUGGUGAAGAAAAUCAAGGCGCUGGUGCAGCAGGGUAUCGACGUCGUGAUCUUCCAGAACGGCCAGUUCCGCACGGUCAUCGACGCCGUUGAGACCCAGGACGGCUGCCCCAUCAACCCGGGCUCGAACCUCCAAAAGGUCCUCUACUUGAAGCCCCAACUGGAGGGUAACCGACAGCGUCGUGGCAUCGCUCUCGACGGACAGAUCAAGGGCGACGUUGGUGAGUUGGCUUCCAGUACGCUGCUGACCUCGCCGGACGUGAGGGACACCUUCGGCAUCGUUGUGUCCUAUGCCGUCAAGGUGAAGCUCUAUCUGGGAGCUCUGGGCGGAGAACUCUCUGCUGAGCUGCCGUUCAUUCUGAUGAGACAGAAGCCCACGGAUAGAUUCAAGCUCGUCACUGCUGACGAGAACAUGGCCAUAGAGGAUAUUCCAUCGGAAGAGAAGGGCAAGGAGAAUUAUGCGAGUUAGUUAGGUUGACUCUACUUCUGUUAGUUUUUUAACGAAACGAGGGUAGGUUUAAGAAGGAACGGGUGGUGUGAAUUUACCGAUUACUUUUGUUUUUUCUGAAAUUGAAACUUAUUGUACGUAAAACUAUGAAAAUGUAAAAAAUAACUCGCUUCGUGUUACAUCGGUAAUUUUUAUAUCUCUCUGAGAUAACUGAUCUGUGGAAUCGUCGCAAAAUCAUUCCAGAUUCCAUUGCAACCAGUUUGCAUUUGCAAAUAGUAAGCUUUAUUGAUAAAGAAAAGGCCUCUGAAAGAUUUUUAAGGAGGUGAGAAACAUCUCUCGUUUGACUGAGCAAAAUGGCACUAAUUCUACGUUUUUGUUAGCGAUGUAUAGCAGUGUUAUUCAGUAUUUACAUAAAUUAUUUUGUCUAAAGUAUCAGAAUUAAGGCGUUAGAGUUUUAUUUUUUAGCGAUUUUUUCACCUCCUUAAAGGAUCCUAAAUCCUAUCCUCCCUCCUUUUUAUCUAUAAUUUAAUCAAGUAUUCAAGAUUUAUUUGUGAUUACGUCCUAUGGGUAUAUUUAUUGAAAUUUACUAUCAUAAACUGCGAAUUAAUUAAUGCCGUGCCUUUUUCUGUAUAUUUAUUCUUUGAAUUCGAAUUUAAAGAUGUGUUAUGAUUUCUUUAAGUUUUAAAUAGAUGUGAUAUGUUGUACAAUUAAUUGUUUUCUUUUGCAGAGACUCAUAUAUUAAUAUAAAUAUCAUGUAAAAAAUAUAGAAAUUAUAAUAUAUUACCAGGGUAAUAUACCUAUAAUGUAAAAAUAAGGUAUAGUCCAAGUAAACUGAGAUGUUCGUCUUGAGCGUACGCUGCUGAAUAGAAAUUUGUAUAAAUUUGUCGACAUUAAUAAUAAAAAGAAAUGAAAUAUUAAAUAA